This is a messenger RNA of Canariomyces notabilis, 717 nucleotides long. RefSeq names its product Emopamil-binding protein. The transcript is spliced from 5 exons. NCBI's taxonomy places the organism in Eukaryota, Fungi, Ascomycota, Sordariomycetes, Sordariales, Chaetomiaceae. Gene Ontology annotation, molecular function: C-8 sterol isomerase activity; cholestenol delta-isomerase activity; steroid Delta-isomerase activity. Gene Ontology annotation, cellular component: endoplasmic reticulum; membrane. Bases 1 to 717 code for a protein of 238 amino acids. Gene Ontology annotation, biological process: sterol biosynthetic process. The record is from RefSeq and is a predicted model, not a curated record.
AUGCCCGAUAAGCAAAGUCACCCUUACUUCCCGCAGGACUCUGCAGUCCCGGGAUAUGUUCCCAAUAGCGCCCCUCUCCUCGUCAUCACAGGGGCGUUUGGCGGCAUUAUUGCCGUAUUCCUGCUCGGGUGCAUCUCCCUCGCAAGAUGGUGUAACCCUGCCCUGAAAAAGGCCGAACAACUGGCCAUCGGCUGGUUUGUGCUAUGCGGGUUCCUCCAUUGCUUCUUCGAAGGCUACUUCGUCCUCAACCAUGCCUCCAUCACAUCCUCGCAAUCCCUCUUUGCCCAGCUGUGGAAGGAAUACUCCCUCUCGGACUCGCGCUACAUGACCUCGGACCCGUUUAUGUUGUGCAUCGAGACGCUCACAACCUUGACCUGGGGUCCGCUGUCCUUGCUCACGGCGCUCCUGAUCGCCUUGUCUUCCAAACCCGGCAGCACCAGCGGCAGGUAUCACGGCACGCGACACCUCCUCCAGACAGUCGUCUGCGUGGGCCACCUGUACGGCGUAGCGCUCUACUACGGGACCUGCGGCUUCGCAGAGCACAUGCGUGGCCUGUCGUACAGCCGGCCCGAGCCGCUGUACUACUGGGGAUACUUUGCGGGCAUGAACGCGCCUUGGGCGGUGGUUCCGUGCGUGUUGCUGCUUCAAAGUGCGAAAGCCAUUCAGGGAGCCUUCGCCGCGGCUGGGCGGGCAGAGGAGCGGAAGAAAGUGAGAUGA